AUGCCACCAACGCUUGAUCACGAUGGUGUCCCUGGUACCGCUGAGCUAACCGGGCCAGAUCAUGAUGGUGUCGCUGGUACCGCUGUGCUGACCAGGCCAGAUCACGAUGGUGUCCCUGGUACCACUGUGCUUACCGGGCCAAAUCACGAUGGUGUCGCUGGUACCGCUGUGCUGACCGGGCCAGAUCAGGAUGGUGUCGCUGGUACCGCUGUGCUGACCAGGCCAGAUCACGAUGGUGUCCCUGGUACCGCUGAGCUAACCGGGCCAGAUCACGAUGGUGUCGCUGGUACCGCUGAGCUAACCGGGCCAGAUCAUGAUGGUGUCUCUGGUACCGCUGUGCUAACCGGGCCACAUCACGAUGGUGUCGCUGGUACCGCUGGUCUAACCGGGCCAGAUCACGAUGGUGUCGCUGGUACCGCUGUGCUGACCUGGCCAGAUCAUGAUGGUGUCGCUGGUACCGUUGAGCUAACCGGGCCAGAUCAUGAUGGUGUCGCUGGUACCGCUGACCUAACCAGGCCAGAUCAUGAUGGUGUCGCUGGUACCGCUGUGCUGACCGGGCCAGAUCAUGAUGAUGUCGCUGGUACCGCUAAGCUAACCGGGCCAGAUCAUGAUAGUGUCACUGGUACCGCUAAUCUAACCGGGCCAGAUCAUGAUGGAGUUGCUGGUAUCGCUGUGCUAACCGGGCCAGAUCAUGAUGGUGUCACUGGUACCGCUGUGCUAACCGGGCCAGAUCAUGAUGGUGUCGCUUGUACCGCUGUGCUAACUGGGCCAGAUCAUGAUGGUGUCGCUGGUACCGCUGUGCUAACCGGGCCAGAUCAUGAUGGUGUCGCUGGUACCGCUGUGCUAACCGGGCCAGAUCAUGAUGGUGUCGCUAGUACCGCUGUGCUUACCGGGCCAGAUCAUGAUGGUGUCGCUGGUACCGCUGUGCUAACCGGGCCAGAUCAUGAUGGUGUCGCUUGUACCGCUGAGCUAACCGGAACCAAACCAACCAAGAAAGGCAGACCACAUAAGAAGAAAAAAACAUCAAUUUCAUCCAUCAAUCCCAGUGAUGCCGAGUCUUCCCAACCGACAAAUGACCAGUUGGUAUAUUUUCAGGGAAAGCCAGGAAGUUGA
Mizuhopecten yessoensis (Yesso scallop) is the source of this 1113-nucleotide messenger RNA. Its product is annotated as putative cell agglutination protein pfl3. The transcript has 2 exons. Bases 1 to 1113 code for a protein of 370 amino acids. NCBI's taxonomy places the organism in Eukaryota, Metazoa, Mollusca, Bivalvia, Pectinida, Pectinidae. The record is from RefSeq and is a predicted model, not a curated record.